This is a messenger RNA of Prorocentrum cordatum, 1829 nucleotides long. Lineage: Eukaryota; Dinophyceae; Prorocentrales; Prorocentraceae. The record is from the annotation of a GenBank genome assembly.
CGCAGAGGAACGGGGUCGUCUUCACCGACGUUGGCGCGGAAGCUGUCCGCGCAAGAUGGCGCGUAAGCCCCCUUCGUCUCAAACGCAGCGUGUCGCGCUGGCGGCCCGAGUGGGCCACCGCGUAAGGUCGCGAUGUCAUCUCGCGCGAGACCCGCUUCUUCUUGUCGCCCAAAUCGUUGUCAGGAGCGGGCGGGCGGGGCCGAGGCACCUCCCGAGGAGGAGUCUGGGGGCGGCGCCGACUGCGGCGGCCCCGCCGCCGCCGGCGAGUGGCCGAGCCCGCUGCUCCGCCCGCUCGUGCGCGAGUGGCAGAGCGCGUGCCUGGGCCACGUGGUCGUGGAGGCGGUGCCCGACGAGGGCGGCGCUGGCGGGGUGGUCGUCCUGCGCGCCUCCUUCUGACCCGUGGACCCGAUGGGGCCGCUGGGCCAGCUGACCGUGGAGGGUGGCUUCGUGAGGCUGGAGAUCUGGAGGCCGCGCAGGCAGCGCGGGGUGCUGUGGCUGGACGUCCAAGAGAGCAAGGGACGGCGCGUGGCGUGGCUUGACGGCUCCGGCAGGUCGGCCGACUGCUGGGACGGCUGCCUGCUCGACACGGUCCGCAAGGCCGCGCGGUGGGUGGAGGAGACCCCCUGCCCGCACCGACUGACCACGUGGCUGGACGAGGGGCUGUCGCACCUCCGAGGAGACACGGAGGUAACCACGUCGCAGUUCACGGUCGGGCUCUGUAUCACCAGCAUGAACAGGCUCUGGCAGCUGCGACGGGCUCUGCCCCUGAACCUGUUGCAGUGCUGGCCCCACCGCCAGUGGGUCAGGAUCCACGUCGUGGAUUUCGGCAGCUCGGAUGGCACCAUGGACUUCCUGCUGAACCGGUGCAGAGUCGCCAUGGACUGCGACUUGCUGCGGGUGUACCGCGCCGACCUGGAAUUCUGGCACGCCUCGGUCGCCAAGAACACGGCGCACGCAGUGGCGGACGAGGACAUAUUAGUGAAUUGCGACGGGGACAACCUUCUGGGUCCCGGCUUCCCGCAGGACGUAGUGCUCAGGCUAACCACCGGGUCCACUGGCCUGCAGUACGAAGGCGGGCUGGGCACGUGCGGUCGCAUUGCGUGUUGGCGAUCGGAUUUCGAUAAAAUCCGCGGCUAUGACGAAGACUGCUACCCCAUGGGCGCGCAGGACAUAGACCUGAGGGAUCGCUUGGAGGCGCUUCCGAAUGCCAAUUUUCAGAGGGUUAAUAGCACCAAGUACUGCCAGGCGAUUCCGAACUCGCAGGAAGACAAGAUCGUGAACUGCGCGCCGCUCUAUGGGCAGGUACGGUGGGGCCGCAUGGACACAAUCAACCGUCGCAUGUUCAAGUGGCGGUUGCAGGGUGGCCAGGUGGUGCGCAAUCUGCACAAGGAUCAGAUCGGCGUGCCGGCCAUCAGGAUGUCCCCGCUGGGCCCGCAGGCAGUUCGCCGAGGAUUGCCAGGAUGCAGCGCGUCCGCCGUGGACUGAGGCUUGGCCCGCUUUCGACAGAGACCCGACGUGCGCUCAGACAUCCGGCGCACGCCUCUGGCCCGUCGGGCCGGCGAAUUUGGCGUUCCUCACGGCAGCAGCCUGACAGUAGAGGAUGGAGGAUUUUAGAUGUGUCCGCCCUCCCCCGGAGGCGCAGGAGUGCCGCGAGCGCGCAGAGGCUUCGACCCUCCAUCCUCGAUCCUCGAAUUCGAGGCACUCGGGCGACGGCGCCGACGACGACCGCGCACCUCCCGAGACCUCCGUCGGGAGGGCGAGGCAUGGAGGGCUUCGCUGGAGCACCGCGGUGGAGGCGGGGCGCCUGCGACGACUGCAAAGAUAAUCGC